Molecule: messenger RNA, 2303 nt
Organism: Sardina pilchardus (European sardine)
Lineage: Eukaryota; Metazoa; Chordata; Actinopteri; Clupeiformes; Clupeidae
Gene: pigm
Product: phosphatidylinositol glycan anchor biosynthesis, class M
Exons: 5
Coding region: 344-1630 (428 amino acids)
Biological process (GO): GPI anchor biosynthetic process
Cellular component (GO): glycosylphosphatidylinositol-mannosyltransferase I complex; membrane
Molecular function (GO): GPI mannosyltransferase activity; alpha-1,4-mannosyltransferase activity
Source: RefSeq, a predicted model, not a curated record
CCCUCAACAACUGCGUUGACACUUCCGGGAUUUUGUUUGAGCGAAUACGGUGUUUCUGUGCUCAUCAACAUGGUCAAGGAAGGACUAAGACGCUACAAACUCUGAAUAUUGUUUGUAUGAAUAGUUAUAUGUCGAGGUGCCGACACAGUGAAUGAUCGAUAUGGUGAUUUAUUUAGCAGAAUGGGACUGGACAUCCUAGCGCUAGCGAGCGAGCGCGAGAGGUGCUGUCUGUUGUGAAGGGAAUUUAGCUUUCUAACUAACCAGAUAAUUCCUUACAAGACUAAUAAGGAUGGUCGGUGACUCGCUGUGAAUAGGUAAAGUGUGUACUACAAAAGAGGGAAGCAUGGGGUGUUCAGGCCAAAAGGUCCUCUCUCAUCUGUCGAGCAUGCACGUGUUGCUGAGUUUUGCACUUGCGAUGCGUCUGCUGCUGGUCGGGUUCGGGAUUUAUCAGGACAGAACCAUGAUCGUGAAAUACACAGAUAUUGAUUACCAUGUGUUUACAGAUGCGGCGAGAUACCUCACUCAGGGUGAGUCUCCAUACAACAGGUCCACGUACCGCUACACUCCCCUCCUAGCCUGGAUGCUAACCCCCAACAUCUACCUGAGCUUGGUCUUCGGGAAGCUGCUGUUCGUGGCGUGUGACGUGCUGACAGGCCUGCUCAUCCAGCGGCUGCUUCUGCUGCGCGGGCUCGCGGCGCGGCCGGCCAGCCUCUACAGCGCCCUCUGGCUGCUGAACCCGCUCCCUGCGGGCGUGUCGACGCGCGGGAACGCAGAGUCCUUGCUGUCGGCGCUGGUGCUGGGAACCCUGCUGUGUCUGGAGCGGAGGCGGCUCGUGAGCGCCGCCCUGCUGUUCGGACUGGCCGUGCACAUGAAGAUCUACCCGGUGACGUACGCGCUGCCCAUCGCCCUCUCGCUGCUGACCAGGGGGCCGCGAGCCGGGCCGUCCGGCGGGAAGAGGAGCGGAACUCUCGGGCCGUCCGGCGGGAAGAGGAGCGGAACUCUCCGGGCGCUUGUCCGCAGGCUGUUGAACAGAGACCUGCUGAUGUUCGGCUCCGUCUCUGGAGGGCUCUUCUGUGGACUCACUCUGGUGUUCUACCGCAUGUACGGCUGGGAGUUCCUGCACGAGACCUACCUGUACCACCUGACGCGGCGCGACAUCCGGCACAACUUCUCUCCGUACUCGUACCUGCUGUACCUGGCGGGGGAGAGCGGCGGGAGCCGGGCGCUGGGCGUGGCGCUCUUCCUGCCGCAGGCCGGCCUGCUGCUGCUGACCUCGCUGGCCUUCCACGCUGACCUGCCCCUCUGCUGCUUCCUCAACACCGCCGUCUUCGUCUCCUUCAACAAAGUCUGCACCUCGCAGUACUUCCUGUGGUACCUGUGUCUGUUGCCGCUGGUUAUUCCCCACCUCACUUUGUCUGUCAAGAAAGGAGUUGGGAUGCUGGCCCUCUGGUUUUCUGGACAGGCCCUCUGGCUGGCUCCAGCGUACUUCCUGGAGUUUGAGGGCCGCGACACGUUCCUCCUCAUCUGGCUCGCUGGGCUUCUCUUCCUCAUCAUCAACACGUACAUAAUGGUCACCAUCGUCUCCCAUUACGGGCCACUGGCCAUCAAGAAGAGGCCCAAAACGGACUGAGUGCAGAAAAGUCAGAGAAAAAGAUGUUUGAUGGGAGUUGUCACUCUAUAGAGAAACAGACGUUUGGUUGUGCGUUGGUGUUCCGUUGUGGGCCUGUGCUGUUUCUGUAGCUCCGCGGAUCUAAAAGUGGAGUGGUUUACACAUUUGGCUGCAAACAACUGGGUCAUGCCCUCGAUGACCCUGAUGGUGCAGUACAAGGAAUAACCAGUAGAUGGCGCGUUGUCCACAUGAGUGAGGCUGUUCAUGCCCUUGUACCAUGUGGUGCACUGAAGGAUGCCCAGGAUGUAAACAAUAACAUGGCGGAGAGAGAAGACAACAAGCAGCAGUGGGCUCAGAACUCGUCUCGUUUUCUCUCUGGGCUUUCUGGUGCACUUCUCUGUGCAUGGACAAUACGCUGUACUGUAUAAAUAAAAACACAUCAAUAAAUACUUACCUACAUUGGGCCGGUGUACACAUGGACAAUACGCUGUACUGUAUAAAUAAAAACACAUCAAUAAAUACUUACCUACAUUGGGCCGGUGUACACAUGGACAAUACGCUGUACUGUAUAAAUAAAAACACAUCAAUAAAUACUUACCUACAUUGGGCCGGUGUACACAUGGACAAUACGCUGUACUGUAUAAAUAAAAACACAUCAAUAAAUACUUACCUACAUUGGGCCGGUGUACACAUG